CUUGAGCGACCGACCAGUCAGAGAAAGGAUGAGGAGUGGAGAAGGAGGCGGCUUGCUGUCUUUGCUGCGGUGCGUUUAAGUUUUGUAAAUUGUAUUCGUUGUUUGAAAGCCAACAGCAGGUCCACUGCAAUGUCUGUCAAACACAGCUGCUCUUUAUUCGAUACAUUUUCAACUGGAUAAUCCCGAGUUCGCGUCUGGAUUAUUGCUCCUGUGUUUUUAUAGGUAGACAAUUCAAUUCAUCGGAUCAGUCAGGGCGGGAUUCAGUUUCUGUGGACUUCAAGUAUUAUUUCUCGACUUGUUUCUUAUUUUGGGAGCUGUGUGUCAGAAUUUAGCCUUGUAACGAGCAGCCGGUGCAGCAAGUAGCCUAGUCACACUGUGGACUGGAAGUGGAGGCUGAAGAAGCACACGUGUUAUCCUCCUUCCUCCGGCUGCGGACGCAUCGAUCCUUCAGCACACUCUGGAUAAAAGUUGUUUUUUCUGUUUGGGAUUUCGUUUAAAACAGCAAGAGAAAGAGGCAGACAACAUGUCGCUAAGCAGAAGUAUUGAAUUUGAACACUUUGAGGAGCGAGAGAAGCCGCACCGGACACCGAGGACCAACUCGGGCUCCGGGUCCCAGACAGGCUCCAGAGGCAACGGUCUGGUCCCCAGCCCGGCGCACAGUGCGCACUGUAGUUUCUCCCGCACACGCACUCUCCAGUCCCUCACCACCGAGAAAAAAGCCAGAAAAGUGCGGUUUUACCGCAAUGGGGACAAAUAUUUUAAAGGUUUGGUGUAUGCCGUGUCUAACGACCGGUUCAGGUCUCUGGAUGCUCUGCUCAUGGAGCUCACACGAUCCCUGUCUGACAAUGUCAACCUUCCUCAAGGAGUCCGGACGUUAUACACGUUGGAUGGAGGCAGGAAGAUCACCAGUCUGGAUGAGUUAGUAGAGGGUGAGAGUUAUGUGUGUGCCUCAAAUGAACCCUUCCGACGUGUGGAGUACACCAAGAACGUCAACCCCAACUGGUCACUGGGCAGCAAGACCGGCACAUCACGCUCCCUCUCCUCUCUCAUCCCGCUGAAGAGUGAGCUGCAGCGCGAGUCCAAGGACUUCAUCAAACCCAAGCUGGUCACAGUCAUCCGCAGUGGCGUCAAACCCCGCAAGGCAGUACGGAUACUGCUCAAUAAGAAGACUGCACACUCCUUCGAGCAGGUGCUCACUGACAUCACAGAUGCAAUCAAGUUGGACUCUGGAGCUGUGAGGAGACUGUACACAUUGGAGGGCAAACAGAUUACCUGCCUGCAGGACUUCUUUGGGGACGAUGAUGUGUUUAUAGCAUGCGGGCCAGAGAAGUACCGCUAUGCCCAGGAUGAUUUUGUGUUGGAUCACAGCGGUAAGGCUUCCACAGCCUUUGUGACUGAAUGCAGAGUGCUAAAAUCGUCUCACAGCCGCUCUGCUACUCCGAACCGGACAGCUAAGAGCCCUGGACCUUCACGACGCAGCAAGUCCCCUGGUGCAGCAAGGCAAACUGUCCACUACUCCACCAGUCAGUCUCCAAUCAAAUCCCCAGUAAAUGGUGUCUCAAGCAGCCAGAUCUCAACUCCAAAGUCCACCAAAUCCUCCACUCCAUCUCCCACCAGCCCCCGACCCAUCCCCAGUUUUAAGAUCCCUCAGUCACAUCACAUCUCUUCCCCAAAUGUAAAUGGCUCGUUGAACAACCACCAGGAGCAAACUAAUCGAAUGAGUCCAGAGGCAGUUAAUGGUAACCGCUACCUGCCUGCCUCCGCCGUCUUGGAAAAGUACAAGGUUGGCAAGGUCAUCGGAGAUGGCAACUUCGCUGUGGUCAAAGAGUGUGUGGAGAGGUCCACAGGAAAAGAGUUUGCACUGAAGAUCAUCGACAAGGCUAAAUGCAGUGGAAAGGAGCACCUCAUAGAGAAUGAGGUUGCAGUGCUGCGGAAGGUGAAACACCCCAACAUCAUCAUGUUGAUAGAGGAGGUGGACACUUCCUCUGAACUCUACCUGGUUAUGGAGCUUGUCAAGGGAGGGGAUUUAUUUGAUGCCAUCACCUCCUUGGCCAAAUACACAGAGAGGGACGCCACUGUCAUGGUGUACAAUCUCGCUGGAGCUCUGAAGUACCUGCACAGCAUGAACAUUGUCCACAGAGACAUUAAACCAGAGAACUUGCUGGUGUUUGAGUAUCCAGAUGGCACCAAGUCAUUGAAACUCGGGGACUUUGGCCUGGCCACAGUGGUGGAAGGACCUUUGUACACCGUAUGUGGAACUCCUACAUAUGUGGCUCCAGAAAUCAUCGCAGAGUCUGGUUAUGGUCUGAAGGUGGACAUCUGGGCUGCAGGUGUCAUCACCUACAUCCUUCUGUGUGGCUUCCCUCCAUUUAGAAGUGAGAGUAACAUGCAAGAGGAUCUGUUUGACCAGAUCCUUCUUGGGCGUCUGGACUUUCCCAGUCCUUACUGGGACAACAUCACUGACUCAGCCAAGGAGCUCAUUGGAAAGAUGCUGACGGUCAACUCUGAGGCUCGAUACACAGCACAAGACAUCCUCUCCCACCCUUGGGUUACGGACGACGCAGUCAUUGGGAACAACAUGAAGAUGGAGGUCACAGGCAAACUGAAGACGCACUUUAACACUGCGCCUAAGCACAACACCACCACAGCCGGGGUGUCAGUCAUCAUGAACACAGCUCUAGAUAAGGAGACCCUGCGGCUCACCACCCGUCGUCGUCCAGGGCCCCAAACAAGGCCAUGUCCACCAUCAUCAGCAGGCAAGAAAGUUCCAUCUGCCCUUCCAGUCAAACCAGCCUCGCCAACAAAGUGGGCAUCACGCGCCAAAGAACCAAAACCUGCCACGCUGGUGUCACCCACCAAGACUGCUUUUCUCGAGGCCCCCAAGACUGCCGUGCCAGGUGCUACAUCCACCACUAAUGCUCCCUGCUCUCAUUCCCCAACUGAUGCUGUUGAUUUCCCUCCCUCUGCUGAAGCUUUCCCCAUCACCUCUUUACCGGUUUCUGCCCCUCCUGAAAUAAGAACAUCACCUACAUCACCCUCCGUCCCUCCCUGCUUAUCUCUAGAAACUCCCUCACCUUCUGGCCCUCCUAAUCUUUUCACCUACACAACUCCCUCUACACCUGUGUCCUGUCCUUCCCCAUCAUCUCCACCCAUACCAGCUUCUCUUUCUCUCUCUUCUCCCACCAAACAAGCCCCUUCCACCUCUUCUACCAAAAAAGCAACGUCCCCAUCUUCCUCUCCCACAAAACAAGCUUUCCCCUCCCCAGUCUCCCCCAUCAAACCUGUUGUAUUCUUUCCUCCCUCUUCCCCAACCAAACAAGAAUCUUCCUCCUGCUCUCCCAUCAAUCCAACUCUGUUUCCCUCUCCUCCUUCUACACCUCCCAGAUCCACAACCCCGCCCUCUCCUGCUGGCCCUCCUUCUCCCAGCCCACUACCUGCUGAAGAGCUUGUGGAGAUUUAAAAGGCAGGUCAAUUCUGUAGCCAAUUUCACCCCUCUCACUGCUUCUCUUUACAUGUAUGUAUCAGAAAACAUAGGGGAGGAGGCUAAAACUCCACCUCAAGCAUUUCCUGUAGCUGUAAACUGAGCCAGUGACUGCUGUGUCCAUAUUUUUCUCUCAUUCUUAUCCCGCUCAUUUACAGAGACGGAGGAUACAAGGCAUUUUCUAAGAGUUUGCCAAUUGUAUAUAUGUUUGUAUUUAUUAAUAGAGGAUGUGGAGAAAGGGAAUUAAUUGAAUAUAUCACUGGAAAUCAUGCAUUACUAUAUCAUGUUAAUGUGAAUUCUUCCUUUUAUUUAUUAUCCCAUUUUGACUGCCUGCGGCUCUUUUGUAAAUAGUUAUUCAUUACACAUACACACCCCAUUGUGAACUCCUAUUGCUUUAGCAGACACAGUAUGUCCAUAAUACAAGUAUUUCAGCAUAUCAAAUGUCUGAACUUGCUAGCCUAGCUACCUGUAGUGUAAUCCAAUUACUGUAAAACCACUAUCAGUAUUUUCUCUGACCAUAGCCAUCCGGAUCGUAACCACACCUUUACUGUUAAACUUAAGAUUCCUAUUAAGUGUUACUAUAUAUACACACAAGUGCAGUGGGUUGACAAAAUAAAAGGUAAUACCUACCAAAGUACCAAGUAGCUAAUAACGAGUAAGGCAAUGCUUUACCUGUUUACAGCUUCAGCUCUACUUAGAGAUUCUGUGCAUUUGUGCGCCUUGAAAUCAUGCAUGUAAAAAGAGGUAAUAAUUACAUCAGUUAAAGCUGACACAAAUGGCUGUUCAGAUUCAAUUUAAAAGGGUAUGUUCAUCCAAAUUACAAAAAACAUUUUCUAAGUCACCCCUAGCAUAGUGGUUUGCAAUCGUUUUGGCUUGUGAGCCCUUGUUAUAGAUUUAAUAUUUCUCUGCAUUGUGGCCAUUUCAACCAAAGAUUCAAAUUGUUUUAUUUAAAAAUGUUUGGGGCCUGAAGAUAUAAAACUAUCAAUUCAUUCAAAAGCUAAAAAUUGUAAAAAAUACAAAACACAAUUUUAUGUAGCAGGAGUGUUGUUAUCUAUCAAUCAGCUUCCAACCCCUCAGAUUUAUCUUGUGACCCCUUGGGGGUCCAGACCCCCAGUUUGGGAACAACUGCUCUGUUGUUAUUUACAGUAGCCAUGCAGAAAGCGUUGGGUUAAUUUGCUGAGGUUAUGAGAUUUCUGUUGCUGCCACAAUUCAAUGGAGGUGAAUGGAAUUUUGUUUGUGGUGCUUACAUGAUUUUUUUAAUAAAUUACUAUUUAGAAAUUUAGCAGCAGUGUGUUUACAUUUAAUUUUUAUAUUUUCAAUUUAGUUUGUCAAGGCCCCUAUGGAAAUUGUCCACAGUGAGAUCUGCAGUUAUGCAGAGUUACCAGGACAUCGUUUCUGGAAAGAAAUGUUGCUAUUGAAUAUUGUAAAUGUAAUUUUUCAAUGCUAUUACCACAAACAAAAUUCCAUUCACCUUCAAUGUAUUGAGGUAGUCAUUUCAGAGAAACAUAUCUCAAAAACCAGGGCAAAUAAAAGAAAAACUCUUUGUAUGAUACUGCUAAAAGUAAGGCAAAGGAUGUUUUUUUAUUUGGGUGAACUGACCCUUUAAUAUGACUUUCCAGUGUAUCUGCCUAUAUAAUUCAUAAAUCAAUUUGGCAUAUAAUUCAUAAAUGAAUUUAUAAUUCAUAAAUCAUUUUGUGCACCCACUGUAACUGACAGACAUGCUGACACAUUCAUUCACAUACUGUUUGUAUGUAUUAUUUGAUGUGAACAUUUUAGUUGUACAUAGUGUGAAGAACCGUAGUUGUCCACCUGAAACUUGAAGGUUUGUUUUUGCUUACGUGUGUCUGAGCAGUUAUGGCCCUAAAAGUUGUGACUGCUGUACAUAAAUAGAGAAACUAGAUCCAACAGACAUGAAACCAAAUUGCAGGUUUGUUUCUAAUGAACUGCAAUUUUCAAACCUGAACUGCUUUCUGCUACGGCUCUAGUACUGCACAGAACGGACACAUUUACCAGUUGAUAUAAUUCCCAUUGACAAUGCUUUACUGUUGGUUGCAUGAAACUAGUCAACACUGUUCCUUCAAAAUAUCCACGCAAUGGUUUUUGUUCUGUUGGAUUUAUAUGAAUGAAUGUGUUGCCAAGGUGACAGGUUUGUGCCUGACCACUAGCUAACAGCUCAUAGCUUAAUGAUGCCUUCAUCAAAACCAGCUAGGCAGAAAAAUGGAGCUCCUAACUGUGCAUCCUAAAAAUGAGUUAUAAGUGAUUUGUUUUAAACUCCACAGCAUUUACCCCAGCUGGGGUUAGUAGGGCUAACUCCUUCAGUGAUUCAACAUGCCUCUUUACCUCUUCAGGACUUUCAGCUGCAUGCAUACUCCUUUCCCCACUUCCUGCCUCCCUGUAAGACAAAACCCUCACACAUAUACAAAGUCAAGUUGGUACAUAAUGUCAGUUAGCUUCCUCUUAUGUAUAUGUAGUUAAAGUAGAUUUUCAUAAGCAGUUUGUAAAGGCAAAUUUGUAUGAAAAGACAGUUUUAAAACAGGUAUAUCAUCUGUGUCAAACUGGAGUAACGGUUUUUAUUAGGCAGAGUGGCUGCUUUUAAUGUCCAACUGUUUUGAAAUAGCAGUACAGCAAAAAAUAAAACUGCAAUAAAGACUUCAAAUGAG
Siniperca chuatsi (mandarin fish) is the source of this 6141-nucleotide messenger RNA. RefSeq names its product doublecortin-like kinase 2a (gene dclk2a). NCBI's taxonomy places the organism in Eukaryota, Metazoa, Chordata, Actinopteri, Centrarchiformes, Sinipercidae. Gene Ontology annotation, cellular component: microtubule cytoskeleton. Gene Ontology annotation, molecular function: ATP binding; protein kinase activity. The coding region runs from base 524 to 3460 and encodes 978 amino acids. The transcript is spliced from 17 exons. Gene Ontology annotation, biological process: intracellular signal transduction; protein phosphorylation. The record is from RefSeq and is a predicted model, not a curated record.